This is a messenger RNA of Perca flavescens (yellow perch), 1753 nucleotides long. RefSeq names its product GTPase IMAP family member 7-like. NCBI's taxonomy places the organism in Eukaryota, Metazoa, Chordata, Actinopteri, Perciformes, Percidae. The transcript is spliced from 2 exons. The record is from RefSeq and is a predicted model, not a curated record. The coding region runs from base 1 to 708 and encodes 235 amino acids. Gene Ontology annotation, molecular function: GTP binding.
AUGGAUGCCACCGAGCUGCACUCCUGUGAGGACACAAACUUUUUGUAUAAACUGGUUCAAAAAGUUUUGCAAUUUCUUUCAGCCUUCCCAUCAGAACCAACGAGAUACAAUAAUGAUGAGAUCAGGAUUGUGAUGGUGGGGAAGACCGGAGCUGGAAAGAGCGCCGCAGGAAACACCAUUCUGGGAGAAGAAUAUUUUAAAUCAGAGUUCUCCCCUAACUCUAUGACUAAACACUGCGCUAAGGCCAUUGGUGAAGUGGAAACACAAAAGGUUUCUCUUAUUGACGCUCAGGGUGUUUUUGACACCAGUAUUAAGAAAAAGGAAACCAUCAAAAAUAUUGCUCAGAGCAUUGCUUAUCCUUCUCCUGGACCUCACAUCUUCCUGGUUGUUAUCAAACUGGGCAGAUUCACAGAGGAAGAAAAGAAGACGGUGCAGAGGAUUCAGGAAAUCUUUGGAGAGGAAGCAGACAAAUACAGCAUGGUUCUCUUUACCCAUGGUGACCUGCUCAAAGGGAAACCUAUUGAGGAGUUCUUGAAGACUAGCAAAGAGCUGCAGGAACUUGUGACCAAAUGUAACGGCCAGUACCACGUCUUUAAUAAUGACUUGAAGGACCGUUCUCAGGUCAGGGAGCUGUUUGACAAGAUCAGAAACAUAAUAAAGAAGAACGGAGGAAGUCAUUACACCACUGAAAUGUUCCAGGAUGCAUAGAUGGAGAUAGAAAAGGAGAAACAACAAAUCCUUAAAGAUAACAAAGAGAAAAUGCUGAAAGAGCUGGAGAAUCAGCCACAUGGGGGUGCUGUAAUUUAAGGUUUUAAAUCAACUAUGAUCACAAAUUUAAACUCACAUAUAAUAUCUACAAUAGCACUGAUCUUUUGCAAAACAUGCAUUUGGCAUUUAGGAAAUUAUAUAUGUAGGUCAAAGGCAAGACUGAAACUGACAGUUUGGCUAUUUCAAAAGAAUGGCAUUUCUACAUAAAGCAUUACAUGAAACUCUCUGUAUAAAUGUUCCACUAUGUUCACCAGAUAGUCUAUAACUGUGUGUGUCGGCUUUUGCUGCUGAGUAGAUAGUGAACAACAGUGGCUUUUUACAGCUUCUUCUUUGAAAACAUUGUCCUGCUGCUGCUGAAAACGAUGCUCUGAAAGUGGUGAGAAUCAAUCUCAGUUGUGUUUUAAAACUAGCAUCUGUUGAACUACUAACUGGGUUUGCAGGUCACAUGUUCAUCUCACAUCAUGUUGUGAACAGAGACUAAGAACUACAAUUCAAAGGGAUGGCUAAACUGUAUAUGCACACUUUAUUUUUCUCAAUUUAAAAGAACUGGUGGCAUUUCUUGUAAAUGCUGAUGAGAGGAGUGAACAGGGUUUGCCGUUUACAGUGAGCAGAAGGGAGAGUGAAAAUGCAGGAGGACUGGAUAUUCAAGCUAGAUUAUAUAAAUACAUUUGGACAAUAAAGGGUGUAAAGCAUUUUAGUCAUUGAAAGGUUGAACAAGAACACAACACAUUAAAGUGAAAAGAGGAAAAAAGGGGGAAGAAAUAGCGAAGUGAACAAACAGAGGUUCAGCUGAAACAGUUUGCAAAUUCCUCUCAUUCUGGGAAAAAGAAUCAACUGCAAGUUCUAACUAGAUCAUUGUCUUACUAUUACAGCACAGAAAAAACAAGGAACAAUGAAAAAGCAGUAAAUCAAAACUGUGCUGGAUUAAAAUGAUAAGGAGAAAGCAGCAGCUGACUGCUGAAUGUACUAACUAAAUGUAUAUUGU